UCCACUGCUCCAUCCCCUUGGUCACCUCUACUUGACUUCUCGGGAAUAUUGCUGAGUCACGAGGAGGGCGAAGGGGGCGAUGUUUCGACUCAAAAUACCCGUGCCUGUGACAAGUAACCUGCGCAAAUGGGCAGAUAUCCUUCAAUCCGCUUUCAGCGCCCACUUUGCUCUGCUCACCUUUGCGCGGUGAUGCCCAGAGGAGAGAGGGGGAGGAGCGGGGUCUCCAAUCCUGCCCACCUUUCUCCUCCCUCCGCCGCUGACAGCUCGACAGACACCGCUGCUGGCCUAUCGCGCCAGAGCCGGACCCCUCUCUUUUCCUUCUCUCCCUCCCCCUGUGCCCUGCCCACCCCGGCGGUCUCCUCUCCAGCCCUGCCAGAGCCAAUCCGCGACUGGGUGUAAGUAGGGCAAGCCGCUUCCUGGUUCUCAGAAAGGAGGAGCUGGGAGUCGGAGUGGGCCAGCGCAGGCAGAAGACAGGGGGACAGAGCAGCCCAGAAAGCCGGCGGUCUGCAGAGAGAAGAGGAGAAGGGAGCUGCGAGGGAGGGGGAAAAAACGCCGACGCACAAUUUGGCGAGUAAGAAAACCUCGCAGGUGUCGAGCUGAGGACGACAGGAGCGGUGAACCCCCCGCCUCCUGGCGAAGAAGAGGCGAGAGCUGGGAGCAUAAAAAAAGAAAUAUACGAAGUAGAAGAAGUCGGCAGGGUGGGACGAAGUAAUCCAGGAAGUGUGGAGGCCGGUCAGGUGGGAGGCGACGAGCCAGGACAGGUGACACACCGGCACUCAGGUGUAUGACAUCUGCAAACCUCUGAGCAAAAAACCAAAGAGUAAGGGGUCGUGCAAAGGAGAAAGAACAGAAAGCAAGAACCCAUCUUCUCCUGGGUUUAUGGACUGGAGGUGGCAAUGUCUCCAGGAGAGGACGGGCUGAUUGGGAUUCCCUUCCCGGAGCACAGCAAUGAACUGUUGUCCCACCUCAAUGACCAGAGGAGGACAGGGCUCCUGUGUGACCUCACCCUGACUUCCCGCGGGGCACGCUACCCGACGCACCGCUCGGUCAUGGCUGCCGUCAGUCUGUACUUCCGCCGACUGUUUGGUACAGAAGAAGCGGGCGGCGAGGGCGGAGGAGGUUUCAGCGUUUGCCAGCUGGAUUGUGUGGCACCAGACGCCUUGGACGCCCUGCUGGAGUUCGCCUACACUGCCACUCUGACGAUCCCCAGCUCUGGGAUGAGAGAUGUGCUGCGAGGGGCUCAGCUUCUGGGCAUCCAGUGUGUGGCUGACGCCUGCAGAGACAUCCUGGGGGAGACGGCAGAGGCCGAGGGGGAGGCAGCAGAGGAGCAGAGAGUUCAGCACACAGCUACUGAUAGAAUGGUAGGGGGAGAGAGGGUAAUAGAGAAGGCCUCCAGAAGAAAAACAGACAGAAAAAAGGUGAAAAAAAUUGGGCCAUAUCACAACAUCAACUCCUCACCUUUGAACCCGCCGCCUGCUUCUCCCAUCUCGCAUCCUUCACCUGCAUCCGACAGCUUCCGCUCUCUGCCUUCUACUCAGCCUCCUAGCCCCGAACGCCACGAGCUUCGCCUCACGCCUGGCCAGAACGGAGAUCCUAAAGAGAUUAGAGAACCUGGCAGAGGGGCUACACUAAACGGAGGGCUCCCUUAUUGGCUACAAGACCGCCCUCGUAUAGCCCACCCACCUCCCAUACCGCCCCUAAAUGACAAGCUGUCAGGGGAUGAAGAGAUUGAGGGUUUGGGCGAAGAUGGUAUGCUGAUGGGAAGCACCUCCAUGCCUACCUCUGUAGCUGAUCGUGGUGCAGCCCCCUCAGUAGUGGGAGGGGGGAGAAAGAGGAAGUCUCAGACCCCACAGCAAUGUCCUGUCUGCCAGAAGAUCAUCCACGGAGCAGGAAAACUGCCACGACACAUGAGGACGCACACUGGAGAGAAACCCUUCCAGUGCAGUGCUUGUGGAGUCCGCUUUACCCGCAAUGAUAAGUUGAAGAUCCACAUGAGGAAACACACAGGCGAGCGCCCGUACCCCUGCCCCCACUGCCCUGCUCGGUUUCUGCAUUCCUAUGACCUCAAAAACCACCUGUCCCUCCACAGUGGGGCGCGGCCCUUCGAGUGCCCGCUUUGCCACAAGGCGUUUGCCCGGGAGGACCACCUCCAGCGUCACCGCAAAGGUCACAGCUGCCUGGAGUUACGCACGCGUCGCCCCAGACGUGGGCCCGAGCUUGUGGAGGAUGAGAUCGGUGACGGAGGCAGGAGGGAGCAGUCCAACCAUCUGGAGGCUAUGUCUUUACAGCCCCACUCCUCUACGUUCAUCCCCCGCACAAUGCUGGAAGGGGGAAGUGGCUCCGGCGCCGGUCCUCUAAUAUUUCCAGUUGACAUCGAGAGGGAGCACUCUCUCGCCCUUCAGGCUCUGGCCCAGUUUGGGUCUCAGAGGCUGGCCAGCUACCCCGAGCUUUUCCUACGAGGGCUGGACAUGCGAGCAGGCAGGGAGGCGGAGGGAGAAGAUGCAGGAAGAACCCGCUCGCCAGCUACACAUCGCGACCGGUGGGCCGAGGAAAUGGAAGAGGAAAUGGGAGACGAGGAGGCAGAAGAAGAGGAAUAGUGAAAACAGAACGUCUGUUUGACUGAUCAAGUGUGUGUGUAUGCGUGUGUGGUAAAACAUCCACAAUAAAAAAAUUAUAAUAAUAAGAUCACUCAGGUGGCUGGACUAAUUACCUGCUGCUCACCGAUAGAGAGCGCUUAAGAAAACAAAGAUUAAAUGAAAAAAUAUAAUAAAAGAAAAAUUGCAAAACGGGUUUUCUGCGAUAUUUUAAAUGUUUGUCUUCUGGUUGUUGGCAUUUGAUUGAAUUUUUCUUUUAAAAUGUAUUUCUUGUUUGCCGUUUAAUUUCAUUUACUUUAGGUUUGAGCUCUUUCUUAUGUCUUGAUUUUAUUUUUGGAAGCUGGUGUGUGUCAGUGUGUGUGUGCGCGUGUGGUUCCUGGGAUGCUUUUUACUAUGCAAACUAAAAUCCAGGGCUGCGGCAUGGAGUGAUAGUUUAAGAUGUAUAUUUUAGUUACAAAAUAUGUUGAUUCAGGUGCACUUCAGGAGUCAUAUCAGCUGGAUCACAACAAUGAGUUUGUGUGCCCUGUCCUCUGGUGGUUAUCAGUGGAAAUGCAGUCUAAGUAAUUAGACUUUUUCUGUGCAUUGAAAGCAAUAAUCUUACCUUCUUCUUCUUUUUUUUGUUGUUAGUUGUUGAGUGAGCUUUGAUUUGGUGCAUAAACCAAAGAUUUUAGGUUUUCUUAAGAGGAGAUGAGAGAGGUGAACUGUAGCCAAUGUUGGGUUUGAAGGCAAGAAUCUUCCCAACUGUUUUGAUAGCCAUGAGAAAGAAACCUGCUUCUAUAUUUGAGUGUUUAAGAGCUGCAGAGCUCUGUGUUAAAUGCCUGACCAAAAAGAGACAAAGUCUGGGUCAAUGAGUUGAUGCUGAUAAAUGGUAAAGACAAUUCUCCCCCCCACUCCCGAGAAGCUGUGGACUAAAGUCUUCCAAUGCACUCACUCGGGUUCUUUGAUCGAAGACGACGUGCCCCCACGCCCUUUCUCUAUUUAUUUAUUUAUUGAUAUUUAUUAAGGUUCUUCCGCUCAAACUCUUUUGUAAGACCAAAUAGAGGGUUGGAUACAGAUCUGAUCCGCUCCUCAUCCAAGCUGCAUUAUGCUAAAAAUCUUUCCUUGUGGUCUCCAUACACCUCAAAGCCUUUUUACAGGCAGUGUCUUUGUUUUGGGGGUUUUUGUUGUUGUUUUUUGGCCAUUCAUCCUCAAAUGCAUUCUUUGCACAUUUAACCCCACCAGGUUCCAUAACACAGGCACAUUCCAGAGAGAAGGGAACAGCAGUAUCAGGGGUUGAAACCCUCCCUCGUAAACGGACUUUUCAGCACGCUCUUCAGUUGUUAACUCAACAUGUAUGGUACUGUAUCACAUGUUGUUGCAUGGCAGUUCUUACAGAUCGGCCUAAAGGGGGCCGUUGUCUUUUCAGUUCAUUCGUUUUUGACCAAAAGCUUUUUAUCGCCCUUUACCUGAAGCAGAACCUUCACGGGGUGUGAUGCAACCAUCAAUUGCUUGAAGUGACAGCGUUUGUUUUUAUUUUCACUUUCAUUGAAAUCUGCAUUUUUCAGAGCCCGCUGUAUCAGCCACGCUGAUCUGGCCUUGUGUGCACUGUCAGCUCUUUUCCUUGUAGUGAAACCUUUUCUCUGUUUCCAGUUUGUUUUGCACUAAGAGAUUUUGGAGCUUCAAGCUUUUUUUCUUUUAUUAUCCUUUAAAAUCUUUUCCAUUCACUCACUUACUACCAUUUAAAAAAUUGUGAUUCAACUAGAGAAUACUUCUUUAAAACCCACAUGCUUCCUCCUGUAUAUUAGUACAGAUAUUGUCAAAUAUAAUAUAUACAUGUAUAUAUAUAUUGGGAUGAAGUUGCCUUAGGUUUUGGUUUGUUUUUGUUUUUUUUGUGCUGCAACUAUUCUCAGGAAAUCUUGAGCAAUGCACUAAGUGAUUAAAUAAAAUAUCGAAUGGGAAGAAACUGGUGCUGCAGGGUGAUUGACACUCUUCAUACUUGUGUAAUGCCAGUAGUUUCAUAUUUGCUUUUAUAUCAAGUUGUUUGAUGUUUAAACCACGAAUGAAUGAAUUAAAAUGUAGGUGAAUACGAGUAGUGACAGUAAACUACUGGCCUUACUAGAACCAGUCUUACUGGAAUGGCAGUAUGACGGUUGGUAUUGGGCAUGAAGGGUGUUGGUACUCCCAGUCGGAGCUUUGUGAAUGAAUGUGGUUUAACUGAUGCCAGCUGUGAAGUGUGAGUUUCUAUGUGAGCUGUUUUUUGUUUUCCUGGCUUCGGUGAAGGGACAUGGGGUACAGUCUGAGCAGAGACCCCGCUAUCAGGGAUACAUUUUUGUCUUUCGGUUUUUAGUGGACCUUCUCAGUGAUAUGAAUUCAUUUUCCCAAGAUUUGUUUCAGUUAUUGUAAAGAGAAUAAAUAAAGAUAUCUAAGCUUGG
Molecule: messenger RNA, 5005 nt
Organism: Pundamilia nyererei
Lineage: Eukaryota; Metazoa; Chordata; Actinopteri; Cichliformes; Cichlidae
Gene: zbtb7b
Product: zinc finger and BTB domain containing 7B
Exons: 4
Coding region: 897-2597 (566 amino acids)
Biological process (GO): positive regulation of gene expression; regulation of transcription by RNA polymerase II
Molecular function (GO): protein binding; RNA polymerase II cis-regulatory region sequence-specific DNA binding; DNA-binding transcription factor activity, RNA polymerase II-specific
Source: RefSeq, a predicted model, not a curated record